Penicillium pulvis is the source of this 888-nucleotide messenger RNA. RefSeq names its product TMEM199/VMA12 family protein. NCBI's taxonomy places the organism in Eukaryota, Fungi, Ascomycota, Eurotiomycetes, Eurotiales, Aspergillaceae. Gene Ontology annotation, cellular component: endomembrane system. The transcript has 2 exons. Gene Ontology annotation, biological process: vacuolar proton-transporting V-type ATPase complex assembly. Bases 1 to 888 code for a protein of 295 amino acids. The record is from RefSeq and is a predicted model, not a curated record.
AUGGUCCUCUUAAUUGCAACGGAUCGCAUCCUUGCGGCCUUGGAGGCAGUUCCUGCUCCUCGUCGAGAGAAACUUGAUCUCCCUUCCUCGUUGGAUCUUCACGGGCCGAUUGCACACAGCCAGCUCCUGCGCCUAUCGAAACACCUCCAGAAUGACGCCGAAUACAACUCCACAGAUCGUGGGAUGUCAAUGAAUAGCCCUACAAUUCUGAGCGCCCUCCUGCGCGGCACAAAAGUCUACGUACCACCACCGCCUAAGAAACCCGAGCCUUCCCCCGAAUAUCUCGCCGAGAAAGCCCGCCUCCAAGCCCUAGCCGAAAGACAAGCCUACCAACGCCUGCUAAAUCCAGCCUACACCCCGAACCCAGAUCACGCAGACCCAUACGCCACAAAAGCCGAUGGAACACCAUAUAGCGAAGAUACACUUACUCCUUCACUGGUGCUAAACAUUUUCCUCUCAACAAUCAUCACCGGAGCCGCCGUGUAUUGGGGCCUAACCAGCUUCGGCAUGCCACGUAUCCUGGCGUCAAUAUUUUCGGCGAUGACGGGUCCGGCUCCGGGCGAUGGAAUGGAGGCUCGGGAUGCUGUUGGGGCGUCCGAGGCUGUGCGGGUUCUUCUAUCAUUCUUUGCGGCGUUAUCUGUUGCCGUUGCCGAGUCGGUUUUGUAUGCGGUUUAUCUUGGGAAGGUUGUUGAGGCUAGGAAUAAGGAGAGGAAGCUGAAGGAGAAGAAGGUUGUCAUUGGACCCGUAGAAGGGGAUGAUGAUCUUGAUGAGGGAGUGAUUGUUGGUGAAGGGGAGAAGGAGGAAAUUUGGGGUAAGGGAGUUAACGGAGGUGUGAGGCGGAGGAUGAGGGAGAAAUGGGAAAAAGAGCAAGAUCAGACUCAAGACUGA